Molecule: messenger RNA, 1496 nt
Organism: Polypterus senegalus (gray bichir)
Lineage: Eukaryota; Metazoa; Chordata; Cladistia; Polypteriformes; Polypteridae
Product: protein FAM177A1
Exons: 5
Coding region: 324-854 (176 amino acids)
Source: RefSeq, a predicted model, not a curated record
UCCUUUUGUCUUGCAGACAUUCCUGAAUAGUAGGCAGUUGUCCUGGCACCAGUGUGACUGACCCGCCACCUCCUCCGGGUAAGCCUGCUCACUCUUUUUGGAGAUCAGACCCUCCACAGCUGUGUCAUCAGCAGACCUGAUCCCGAGGACAAGUGGCCUAAAACAAACAAGGGAGCCCCACAACGCACACACACACGUGUCAACGCUCCCGUCUUCUGCCGGAACCUGUUCCUCCACUCCCUCGGUUCUUAUCUCGUUUGGCUUUCACAUUUCCAGCCGUUUAAACAGCCGAAACACGCGGAAGCUCCGGAGAGACAAGCAGCAUGACGGAGGGCGGCAACGCCGAGCAGGUCCAAGGAGAAAGUGGGGAUCUGAGGAGCAUAAAGGUACCCAGGAGGGUCAUCCACUUUGCCACUGGUGAAACAAUGGAUGAGUUCAGCACUGAUGAGGAAGAGGAGGGCAGUCAGAAUAAACUUCAGGAGGCGCCUGUUGAUAAAUCUCAACUCUCCUGGGGUUCGUAUCUCUGGUUUCUGACAAUUCGUUUUGCCUUGGCGUCACUAAACACCUGCGACUUCCUUGGAGGAAAGCUGGCCAACAUCCUUGGACUUAACACGCCGAAGUACCAGUACGCCAUUGACGAACACCACCGACGACAGAACGAGGGAUCAGAAGAUGAAGAUGAGGAGUAUGAGCUAGAAGAGCAGAACUGCAAUGAAUCCCAAGAGAACCAACAUCUCCCUUUACAAAAUGCGGAAUAUGGCGCAAUAAAGGCGAGUCCCAAAGCUGAACUCUUUGAAGAGAACUCCAAGAGUGAUGGCAGUGGGACGGUCAACACUGGCUACGUAGGCGAUUAAGAAGAGACCCUCCGAGCUCUCGCACCCCUACACGACACUGUGUGGUUUUCACUCCUGUUACUGCCGCUUGAUGGAGGAAGAAAACCUCAAGUUUAAACCUGGAAGCACAAGUCCUGUGGAGACAAAAGUAAUCACCAAUUUAAUUGUAAAAUGUGAAGGAUUUGCCACCUAUGGUGGUACACUUUUUAAAUUUAGUAAUAUUUAAAAAAUAUAUUGGUAUUCUUCAAAUAAUAUCUCAAAGUGAAUGAAAGGUGACAAAUUCUCCUUUCACUCCUCGUAUGCUCCAUGAUAAGUCACCCCUCAGCUGAGGUGGUCUCGUUCCCAGAGUGCUGAAUGGUACUGAGCUGGUCUGGCACACAUCCUAACAGGACAAGGACGCUUUGUGCCAACACACUAUGCCAAGGACCAACAGACAUCCUGUACUGUUGAAUUAUAACUAACUGACUAGUACUGUAUGUGCAAUUCUAAUCACUUCACACUUCGUGAACAGCCAAUGUCGUUAAUGGAGGUCUAUUUGUGUCUUGAUAGCAUACUUAGGAUUGUAAGAAUUCUUAUUCUGUGUACAUUUGUGCCUUUGUCGCCCGCUGCUGUAACUUGGCAAUUUCCUUUUGGAUUUAAUAAACUUCCUAAAUGUUCAUCUCA